GGUACUCCGCGAGACAACCAGCAGACACCAUUGUCGUGAUUUACAUUCUCGAGUGGCAUCUCGACUGCGUAGUGGACGUCACACCUGAAGUAGCCGUUGAUAUUUUAGCCGAGACCCGACUUCUCUAUCGAUCGCCCUAUUCGGAAGUGAAAAUGCUCUGCAUCAUUUCAGCCAUUUGCCUUGCCUUCAUCGUUCCCGCGCGAAGCACUGCAUUGUUACCAAGAGACGUAGCCAAAGACGUAGACUACGAAUAUGGCACGUGGUACCGUACAAGCACGCGUCGUCCUCCACUUCCUAGAGGAUUGAUACCUGUCAGGGAAAGUGAUCCUGGUAGCACGGUGCACCUGUGGCGUCCGUACACGGUGUACUUUGUUGGCGAUAGGUAUUUCGACUCCCUCCAACGAGUUGUCCCGAGGUCGGAAAACGUUACGGAGUUUUACUUGUACGCGCAGUCAUACCUGAAUAUGGUUGUUUAUAACAUGAGAGAACUGCAACCUGGGUGCGAUACCAAGAUCAAGGUUCUGGGAACACGCGUCUUCACCGUUCAGGAAGAGGAAAUAUACCUGCCAAAGAGGAAGGAUAAUGUGGCGUCCGUUGACAUCACUAAUAUUGAAAUUCUUGAGGAAUUUAUAUCCAACAACCCCGAAGUGAAUGCAGCCGAUAUGGUGGUGUUUCUCACUGGGCACCCCUUAGGAGAAUAUCAGUGGACCGAGUACCGUCAGAAAACCUCUAGGAUGUGCAGUCGGCAGAAAUUCAUUGUUCUCACUGACCAUCCCUUUAGUUACUCCGUACACAACCUCACAAGUAUGCUAGUGCGCCUGAUGGGAGAUCCAGGCUUUCAUUAUGCCAGUCAGAGAGAGAACCAUUGCCUUACCAUCCGGAACGCGUACAGAAAAUAUCUUUCCGGGAACGAGGAGUCAGACGGCGAGCCCAUCCUGUGUUACAAUACGUAUGAUACCUGCUGCUUGCCUCAUUUCUAUGGGAUAUACAACGCACGUAGAGAACCCGUUUGCAGGCGUUACAGCGGUAUGUUGGCUCCCUCGACUACAGGUGAUAUGUGCAAGUUCAAAUGUACAAGUAUAUAUUACUUCCUACAAGCAUCCACAGGAACGGUGAAGAAUCCAAAUUCCGAGUAUUGGUCCAAAUCGCUACUCUGCCCUUCACCCGAAGAUGAGAUCUGCUUCUCCUAUGAUUAUUAUGGUGAGGGUCGUCGUCAUUUCUACAAGAACUUCAAGAAGGCGAUUUUCCAUGCGUGGGAAUUGGACGACUACGAAAUUCCAGAAACAGACAUAACCUUCUGCAUGCAAUAGGGAACCCUGUUUUCUGACGCCUAAAUAUAGAUCUGGCCAUUGUGUAGAUAACAGGAAGAGCUGU
Molecule: messenger RNA, 1374 nt
Organism: Ornithodoros turicata
Lineage: Eukaryota; Metazoa; Arthropoda; Arachnida; Ixodida; Argasidae
Exons: 12
Coding region: 153-1310 (385 amino acids)
Source: RefSeq, a predicted model, not a curated record